Molecule: messenger RNA, 2585 nt
Organism: Scleropages formosus (Asian bonytongue)
Lineage: Eukaryota; Metazoa; Chordata; Actinopteri; Osteoglossiformes; Osteoglossidae
Product: insulin-like growth factor-binding protein 5
Exons: 4
Coding region: 227-832 (201 amino acids)
Biological process (GO): regulation of insulin-like growth factor receptor signaling pathway
Cellular component (GO): extracellular region
Molecular function (GO): fibronectin binding; insulin-like growth factor II binding; insulin-like growth factor I binding
Source: RefSeq, a predicted model, not a curated record
UCUCGGCUCUCUCGGCUACCGCUGCUCUCGGCUCUCGGGCUCGCCACUUUCGGCUCUUGCCGCUCAGAACUCCCGUCUCUUGCCCGAGCGAGCUGAGCACCCGGCUAAGCUCAUGAAAGAGAAAGGAAACAGAGAGGAGGAAGAAGCACAUACCUUCUAGACAUUAGUGAAUAAGAUACUUAGCAACCUCUGCUGCAGGGUGCGGAGGAUCUGAGAUCAGGACAAAAUGGUUCUCCUUUCUGACUUGCUGACUAUACAUUUGUUGCUGCUUGCUCUGUCCAGCUCCUGGGCCGCAGCUGCCCGUUUACACCUCCAGAAAGCCUGUGCCUCCUGUAGGGAGCAUGCAGAGUCCAACAGAGGUCCCCGAGACCAGGCAGGGGAGGUCAGCACAACAGUCCUGGCCCUAGGCGAGCCAUGUGGAGUCUACACCCUGAGCUGUGCCAAGGGGCUGCGCUGUAUGCCAUCACCUGAUGAGGACAGUCCCCUCCAGGCUCUGCUGCAGGGCAGGGGCAUCUGCACCAAGGCCAGCAGGACCAUCCACGUGGAGAAGCCCCAUCCUACAGGUGCGCAACCAUCACACAGCAGUGAGCUGGAAAGGGCUCCCUGCCGUAAGCUGCUGAACGCUGUUUUGCAGCGUCUCGAGCUCACCAUCUUCUCAUCCAACAGUGACAUCUACAUCCCAAACUGUGACACACGGGGCUUUUACAGGAGGAAGCAGUGCAGAUCAUCCAAGGGCAUGCAGAGAGGCCACUGCUGGUGUGUGGACGAAUACGGCGUUCCGAUGCCAUCGCGCACUGGAGAGGAUGGCGCAUUGCAAUGUGAUGGCGAGUGAGGGGCAUUCUCCAUCACACCAUGAACCCAGAGAGGUGAGAGGAGGCGGAGGAGGAGGAGGAGGAGGAAGAGGAGGAGGAGGAAGGUUGGGGGGCUGGAAGAAAAGCCUUAGUGACAACUGCCAGACCAGAAGAUGCCAGGGAUCUAAUGUUUGUUUCCUUUCUUUCGACAAAAGCUAAAGAAUUCUGCCAUGAAUAACUCCGAGACCAAACCUUGUCGGUGUGCUUUCCAUUCUUUAUAUAAUAUUGUAGAGACGAUGCCGGGGAGACACAAGUACCAAUUAUUAGGAGUAUUUCUCAGCUAUUGAUAAAGAAAUGGAUUUGAUUGCAACGCAUGACAGAAUGGUCUACAAAUGGUUCAGCUGGCAUGAUACAAUUGCAAUUGGAUUUUUAAUACUGCACCAAAUAUUGUACCGAAUCGUCUCAGUGGUUUUUCCAUACGUAGCCUUGGGACGGGACAUUACAGGUUAAAUUCAUACGAGAAUUAUGCUGGUAAAUUUCAGCAGCUUUAUGGCUCCCAUUGUUUCUGCGUCAUCAUAUGUAACUUAAUGUGGAAAAUGAUGGAGACCUGAGCAAAUGGUCAUAGGGAGAGCGGGAGCUGAAGAAAUAUCAACACCAAACUCAGGAGAAAAGGAAGUGACGUCAGGAGAUCAAUUUAGGUUUGUUCUGCCCUCUACUGGUGUCUUUUUACUCAGUCGAUAUAUGUGCUCUUGACUUUAACAUGAAAACAUUUCGUUUUUACCUUUACAUUUUGCUUGAGGAUUUUGACUGUAUCAGCAAUAGCAUAUUUAUUUUUUCCUUCAAAAACACAGCUCCUCAUGGACUUUCUGGGGGGACGUGGGCCAGUAGUUGUUAUCCUGUGAUUUGUACAGUACGGUUACGCGUUAUUCUGACAGUGUCAUCGCUGUUCUCGGAAGGAUGACAAACAGAACCGCAAACUGUUUUUUAUUUUUUUUGUGUGUUUUUAUUGGAACACAAAUUUGCUUCUGGUAAUGAAAGAGAGCUCUUAUUAAAACCAGAGGGACCCCCAAGGACAGCCAUCAUCCAGAUUGCGGACAGGCCCAUUACAGACUUGCAGUGUCUCAAAUUCAUUUCAUUCCAGGUUAUUUCUUGAUAAAGCACUCUUCCUAAAAAAGUGACACGGAGCACUAAUGAACCAAACACACACAGUGACACCUUUGUUUCUAUAUAAUAGCUUCACUUCGUCUUUAAUGUCCGAACCUAAUUUGACCCACAGCUCUCUUGACCAGUUCCCCUCCCUCCAUUAUACAGUAAUAACAGUAAAUAUAAUACAAUUAAAAUGAUUAAUUUUCUACUCUGCUUAACUUGGAGGGAAGAUUCACAAGGGCAUAUUUUAACUGCAUACUUAUUUCAACAGUAUAUAAAGUAUUUAACAAUGUACGUAUUCAUUAAGAGAUGUUUUCUCCGUUAGCCGAUUUUUGUGAUGAUUUUUGAAUGUCAACAACAGAGAAGUCGAUACUGCUAGCCUUAAUGAAAUGUUUAAGCAUAUUUUUUUAUAAACUUUUGUAAACAUGAAUUAACUAUGAUUUAAUAUUUAAUGAACUGCUGUGUAUUUAACAAUGCCUUCUCCGCUUUAUUUAAAACGCUUACUGGCAUCUUAUUGGGGAAACAAAAACGGUUUGAACUGCAUCCCAAAACUCUGCCUGCUGUACUUAUUAGUAUUCUGUUAAUUAUUGUUUAAUUUAUAUCAUGUUAAUUUAAUAUUAAUAUGUCAAAUGUCCAUGUAUUUCAGAU